Cucurbita pepo subsp. pepo (vegetable marrow) is the source of this 617-nucleotide messenger RNA. The record is from RefSeq and is a predicted model, not a curated record. Lineage: Eukaryota; Viridiplantae; Streptophyta; Magnoliopsida; Cucurbitales; Cucurbitaceae.
UGUUCAAUGCNCGACUCUUCAAGGUUUUCUUGUGAAACAGGAGAUUGUGCCUCUGGCUCUAGAGACUGCAAUGGCGCUGGAGGAAUUCCACCAGCUACGUUAGCUGAAUUCACAUUGGCACCAAACGGAGGCUUAGAUUUCUAUGAUAUCAGCCUUGUGGAUGGCUUCAACUUACCCAUGUCCAUAACUACAAAUGGCGGAACAGGACAGUGUGUGUCCCCCAAAUGCUCUGCAGAUGUGAAUGGAGUUUGCCCAUUACAUUUGCAAGUCAGGACGGCUGAUGGGAUCGUGAUUGGGUGUAAGAGCUCAUGCCUCGCAUCUAACCUCCCAAAGGAUUGUUGCACAGCCGAAUUUAACGACCCAAAAGUAUGUCAACCAAGCGACUCUGCCAAGAUCUUCGAGUCCCAAUGCCCCCAGGCUUAUAGCUAUGCUUAUGACGAUGAAAACAGCACGUUCACAUGCAGCGCUGAACCCAACUAUGAAGUUACCUUUUGCCCAUAAUCAUCCACAAACUAUAUAUAUGUCUAAACUAUUUCUACAAUCAUUUCAAUCAAAUAAAUCACUAAUAAAUGAUGUUCAAUGCUAUUGAAUGAAUAAAAUCCAUCUUAUUUAAUCUU